Messenger RNA from Maudiozyma barnettii, 3060 nucleotides. RefSeq names its product E1 ubiquitin-activating protein UBA1 (gene UBA1). Gene Ontology annotation, cellular component: cytoplasm; nucleus. NCBI's taxonomy places the organism in Eukaryota, Fungi, Ascomycota, Saccharomycetes, Saccharomycetales, Saccharomycetaceae. The transcript has a single exon. The record is from RefSeq and is a predicted model, not a curated record. Gene Ontology annotation, biological process: DNA damage response; ubiquitin-dependent protein catabolic process; protein ubiquitination. Gene Ontology annotation, molecular function: ubiquitin activating enzyme activity. Bases 1 to 3060 code for a protein of 1019 amino acids.
AUGAGCUCUCAAGUAGGUGAAAUCGAUGAGAGUCUUUACUCCAGACAAUUAUACGUCCUAGGUAAAGAAGCGAUGCUAAAGAUGCAACUAUCAAAUGUCCUGAUUAUUGGUAUGAAAGGUCUUGGUAUAGAAAUUGCUAAAAAUGUUGCUUUAGCUGGUGUGAAAUCCCUUACUUUAUAUGAUCCAACUACAAUCACUAUUCAAGAUUUAUCAACUCAAUUUUUCUUCUCAGAAAAGGAUAUUGGUAAGAAAAGAGAUGUUGUAUCUCAAGCUAAAUUAGCAGAAUUAAAUGCUUAUGUACCAAUUCAUAUCUUAGAUUCAAUGGCAGAUGAACAUCAAUUACAUGCAUACCAAGUUGUUGUAGCUACAGAAACUGUUUCUUUAGAGGAUAAAGUUAAAUUAAACAAUUAUGCUCGUGAACAUGGAAUCAAAUUUAUCUCCACUGAGACAAGAGGUCUAUUUGGUAAUGUCUUUGUUGAUCUAGGAAAAGAAUUUACUGUCCUAGAUAUAACUGGUGAAGAACCAAAGACAGGUAUCGUUUCCGAUAUCGAGCCUGAUGGAACUGUAACCAUGUUAGACGAUAACAGACAUGGUCUAGAAGAUGGCGAUUUUGUAAAAUUUUCAGAGGUACAAGGUUUAGAACAACUGAAUGAUGGUACACCUUACAAAGUUGAAGUGUUAGGUCCCUUUGCCUUUAGAAUAGGCUCUAUGAAACGUUUUGGUGAAUAUAAGAAAGGUGGUAUCUUUACACAAGUUAAAAUCCCACAAAAUAUUACAUUUAAAUCUUUACAAGACAAUUUAACUGAUCCAGAGUUUGUCUUUUCGGAUUUCUCAAAAUUCGAUAGAUCUAGUCAAUUACAUUUAGGUUUCCAAGCUUUACAUCAAUUCCAAAUUAAACAUCAAGGUGAAUUGCCAAGACCAAUGAACCUAGAAGAUGCAAAUGAAUUGGUUAAAUUGACAAAUGAUUUAUCUGCUCAAGAACCAAAUGUCUUUGGUGGUCCAGAAACUAAAGUAAAUGAAAAAUUGAUCCAUGAAUUAUCUUUCCAAGCUAGAGGUGAUAUCCCAGGUGUCGUUGCAUUCUUUGGUGGGUUGGUUGCACAAGAAGUUUUGAAGGCUUGUUCUGGUAAAUUCUCUCCAUUGAAACAAAUUAUGUAUUUCGAUUCUUUAGAAUCCCUACCAGAUUCAAAGAACUUCCCAAGAACUCCAGAAAAUACAAAGCCAAUUAAUUCUCGUUAUGAUAAUCAAAUUGCUGUAUUUGGUCUAGAUUUCCAAAAGAAAAUUGCCAAUUCAAAGGUUUUCCUUGUCGGCUCUGGUGCAAUCGGUUGUGAAAUGUUAAAGAAUUGGGCUCUUUUGGGUCUAGGCUCUGGUGAUAAUGGUCUUAUUGUCGUCACUGACAAUGACUCUAUUGAAAAAUCCAAUUUAAACCGUCAAUUCUUAUUCAGACCAAAGGAUGUUGGUAAAGAUAAAUCUAGUGUUGCAGCUGAGGCCGUUGCCGUUAUGAAUCCAGCUCUAAAGGGUAAGAUUAAGCCAAUGACCGAUAAGGUAGGUCAAGAUACAGAAGAAAUAUUUGAUGAUGCAUUCUGGUCUCAACUUGAUUUUGUUACUAAUGCACUUGAUAAUAUUGAAGCACGUACUUAUGUUGAUCGUCGUUGUGUGUUUUUCCAAAAACCUUUAUUGGAAUCCGGUACUUUGGGUACUAAAGGUAACACCCAAGUGGUCAUUCCAAGAUUAACAGAGUCCUAUUCUUCUUCAAGAGAUCCUCCUGAAAAAUCUAUCCCAUUAUGUACUUUACGUUCAUUCCCAAGUAAAAUUGAUCACACAAUCGCAUGGGCUAAAUCAUUAUUCCAAGGUUAUUUCUUUGACACACCGGAAAACGUUAACAUGUAUAUUUCUCAACCUGACUUCAUAGAUCAAACUUUGAAACAAAGUGGUGAUGUCAAGGGUAUCCUUGAAUCCAUUGCUGACUCUUUAUUAAAGAAACCUGAAAACUUUGAAGAUUGUAUUAGAUGGGCCCGUUUGGAAUUCGAAAAGAAAUUUAGUUAUGAUAUCAAACAAUUACUAUACAAUUUCCCAGCAGAUGCAAAGACCUCGAAUGGUGAUCCAUUCUGGUCUGGUUCUAAGCGUGCACCAACACCAUUGGAAUUUGACAUUAACAAUCCUGAACAUGUUGGCUUUGUAGUUGCCGGUGCAAACUUACGUGCCUUCAAUUUUGUUUUACCAAGUAGCGACAACCUAAGAGGUUCCCCAGAUAUGGCACUAUAUAAGAAGAUCAUUGGCUCUAUGACGAUUGCUCCUUUCACUCCAAAUGUUAAUCUAAAAAUUCAAGUUAACGAUGAGGAUCCAGAUCCAAAUUCUGAUAACCCGAUGGGAGAUGAAAUUGAUACUUUAACUGCUUCUCUACCAGACCGCUCUUCAUUAAAGAACUUCAAAUUAGAACCCGCUGAAUUCGAAAAGGAUGAUGAUGCCAAUUAUCAUAUAGAUUUUAUUACGGCGUGUUCCAAUUGUAGGGCAUUGAAUUAUUCUAUCGAAGUCGCUGAUCAUCAAAAGACCAAGUUUAUCGCCGGUCGUAUCAUCCCUGCUAUUGCAACCACUACCGCUUUGGUGGCUGGUUUGGUUAACUUGGAAUUAUACAAGGUUGUCGAUGGUAAGACUGAUAUUGAACAAUACAAGAACGGUUUCAUUAAUUUAGCAUUAUCAUUCUUCGGAUUUUCAGAACCAAUUGGUUCUCCAAAGGGAAAAUACAACGACAAAGUAUAUGAUAGAAUAUGGGACAGAUUUGACAUCCAAGGUGACAUAACUCUUGGUGAUUUAGUAGAGCAUUUCGAAAAGGAAGAAGGCCUUGAAAUCACUAUGCUAUCUUAUGGUGUUUCUCUAUUAUAUGCAUCUUUCUUCCCUCAAAAGAAAUUAAAGGAAAGAAUGUCGCUACCAAUUUGCAAAGUUGUUAAACUAGUAACCAAACAAGAUGUUCCAGCUCAUGUUCGUACUAUGAUUUUGGAAAUUUGUGCUGAUGACAAGAAUGGGGAGGAUGUUGAGGUUCCAUAUGUAACUAUUCAUUUAUAA